Messenger RNA from Gymnodraco acuticeps, 1224 nucleotides. It is a transcript of the gene marc1, whose product is annotated as mitochondrial amidoxime reducing component 1. Gene Ontology annotation, cellular component: mitochondrial inner membrane. Lineage: Eukaryota; Metazoa; Chordata; Actinopteri; Perciformes; Bathydraconidae. The record is from RefSeq and is a predicted model, not a curated record. Bases 62 to 1039 code for a protein of 325 amino acids. The transcript has 7 exons. Gene Ontology annotation, molecular function: molybdenum ion binding; pyridoxal phosphate binding; nitrate reductase activity. Gene Ontology annotation, biological process: nitrate metabolic process.
UGGGAUUGGGCCACAGUGUGAGUUCAGAGUCCGAGGAGAAGCAGCUGUGUUCCCCAGCAACAUGGAGCUGAAGACCCUGGCCCUGAAGGCGUUUGCACAAAACAAGCAAGCCGCCCUCCUCAUCGGGGGAGCCGGCGUCGCUUUUCUGGGACUCGGCCUCGGUUAUAAAUACCUGCGAAAGCCAGAAAAACUAGUACGUGUGGGCGUAGUGUCUCAGCUCCUCAUUCACCCGCUGAAGUCUGGCAGAGCCGUGUCUGUUCCCCUGGCGGAGUGCCUCCAAAUCGGCCUGAAGUUUGGAGAGCUGCAGGAUCGACACUGGCUGGUGGUGACGGAGGAAGGUCACAUGGUGACGGGCCGACAGCAGCCUCGCCUGGUCCUCCUCUCUCUGACCUGCGAGGACGGCCAUGCUUGUUUGAGCGGCCCGGACAUGGAGGAGCUGAGAUUCCCCGUCAACCAGCCCGACAACAGCGUCAUCGACUGCAGAGUUUUUGGAGCGGACAUCCAGGGUCGGGACUGCGGAGAAGAAACGUCCCGCUGGCUGAUCCGGUUCCUGGGGAAGGAGCAGACCUUUCGCCUCGUGCACUUCGAACCCCAGAUGAGAGGGAGGCAGUCUGAGCCGCUGCUCCCUCCCUUCGAGGUGGCGUACCCGGACGAGGCUCCUGUGAUGCUCCUCUCCGAGGCCUCCGUGCAGGAUCUGAGCAGCCGGCUGGAGGAAGGCGUCACGACGAAGCGUUUCCGCCCAAACAUCGUGAUCAGUGACUGUGAAGCCUUCGCUGAGGACUCGUGGGUAGAUAUCCAGAUCGGCAGCGUGAGGCUUCAGCGUGUGAAGUCAUGUGGACGGUGUGUUUUCACCACCGUUGAUCCUGAAACGGGAGUGAUCUCCAGGAAGGAGCCUCUGGACACACUGAAAAGCUAUCGCCUGUGCAAACCCUCGGACCAGCACAUCUACCAAAAGUCUCCUCUGUUCGGGCAGCUGCUCGUGGUGAAGCAGGCGGGGAUCCUGCAGGUCGGAGACGUCGUGUACAAGAUCAGCCACUGAUAACAUGAUAACUAUUAACACUUUCACGGUAUAAUCACUGUGCUAAUCCACACUGAAGAAAGCACUUAGAUGCUGUGUGCAAAUGAGCCACAGAAAUGUUCACUGUCUUUUAAUGGUGCUGUGAUUCACACACAUGAGGUAAAGCUGUUGAAAGUACAGUAACAAACAUGUGUUGUUGUUCCAUU